AACCAAAUCGUUCACAUCUUCUCUGGAAAGUUUUCAAUUACCAUUAUGCCCUACAUGUGCAGCCCAAGCUUAAAGUAAGACGCCACCAUUAUUCAUGCUCUUAUUGUUGUGUCACAUUUAAUAUUUUCAAGAACUAUAUAUAGGCAAGUACAGCACACUAGCCCUCUUGCAGGAUAUGAGCCCAGUUCACCGACCCAUCAUCAAGCAAUUAGCUCUCAGAAAUAUAAAACCAGUUGCUGGCCGCAGAGGGGUGUUUACUUUCGAGGAGAGAAGGAAGCUUGCUGUGAUUAAUGGGGUGGUGGUUAAGCUGGGUUGUCUUGACCGUGGCGGUAAUCAGAGAUAUUGUUGUUAGAGGAGGAGAUGUCACAUAUGAUGGAAGAUCUCUUAUCAUUGAUGGACAAAGGAAAAUCCUGUUUUCGGGUUCAAUUCACUAUCCUCGCAGCACUCCAGAGAUGUGGCCAUCUUUGGUAGCAAAAGCUAGAGAAGGAGGGGUCGAUGUGAUUCAAACUUAUGUGUUUUGGAAUCUGCAUGAGCCAAGACCUGGAGAGUAUGAUUUCAGUGGAAGAAAUGACUUGGUGAGGUUCAUAAAGGAAAUCCAAGCACAAGGUCUCUACGUCUGCCUCAGGAUUGGACCUUUCAUCGAGAGUGAAUGGACUUAUGGGGGGUUCCCAUUUUGGUUGCAUGAUGUCCCCGACAUUGUUUAUCGAUCAGAUAAUGAGCCUUUCAAGUUUUACAUGCAAAAUUUUACCACAAAAAUAGUGAACAUGAUGAAGUCAGAGGGUUUAUAUGCUUCGCAAGGAGGUCCAAUAAUACUAUCACAGAUUGAGAAUGAAUAUCAAAAUGUUGAAGCAGCUUUUCGUGACAAAGGACCCCCGUACGUCAUCUGGGCAGCAAAAAUGGCAGUUGAGCUCCAGACUGGUGUGCCAUGGGUGAUGUGCAAGCAAACUGAUGCUCCUGACCCAGUGAUAAACACAUGCAAUGGAAUGAGAUGUGGAGAAACUUUUGGAGGACCUAAUUCGCCAACAAAGCCGUCACUUUGGACAGAGAAUUGGACAUCAUUCUAUCAAGUAUACGGUGGAGAACCGUAUAUACGGUCUGCUGAAGACAUUGCCUUCCAUGUAACCCUUUUUAUUGCAAAAAAUGGAAGCUAUAUAAAUUACUACAUGUUCCAUGGUGGAACAAAUUUUGGAAGAACUGCGUCGGCAUAUGUCAUAACAAGUUAUUACGAUCAGGCACCACUUGAUGAAUAUGGUUUAAUUAGACAACCCAAAUGGGGUCAUCUCAAGGAGCUGCAUGCUGCAAUCAAGUCUUGCUCUUCAACAAUACUUGAGGGAGUGCAGUCUAAUUUCUCCUUGGGCCAACUUCAACAGGCCUAUAUUUUCGAAGAAGAAGGAGCAGGCUGUGCUGCAUUUCUUGUUAACAAUGACCAGAAAAAUAAUGCAACUGUUGAAUUUCGAAAUAUAACCUUUGAGCUGCUUCCAAAGUCGAUUAGUGUUCUACCUGACUGUGAAAAUAUAAUCUUCAACACCGCAAAGGUAAAUGCAAAGGGUAAUGAGAUAACCAGGACAUCAAGUCAAUUGUUUGAUGAUGCUGAUAGGUGGGAAGCAUAUACAGAUGUUAUCCCUAACUUCGCAGAUACUAACCUUAAAUCAGAUACCCUGUUGGAGCACAUGAAUACAACCAAAGAUAAAUCAGAUUAUCUUUGGUAUACUUUCAGCUUCCUACCAAAUUCAUCUUGCACUGAACCUAUACUUCAUGUGGAGUCUCUCGCGCAUGUUGCAUCUGCUUUUGUCAACAACAAAUAUGCAGGAUCUGCACAUGGAAGUAAGGAUGCCAAGGGUCCCUUUACCAUGGAAGCGCCGAUAGUCUUAAAUGAUCAGAUGAACACCAUUUCUAUACUCAGCACUAUGGUUGGAUUACAAGAUUCAGGAGCUUUCCUGGAGAGAAGAUAUGCAGGCUUAACGAGAGUGGAAAUUAGAUGUGCUCAACAAGAGAUCUAUAAUUUUACCAAUAAUUAUGAAUGGGGAUAUCAGGCAGGGCUAUCUGGAGAGAGCUUGAACAUCUACAUGAGAGAACAUUUGGACAACAUUGAAUGGAGUGAAGUUGUUUCAGCUACGGAUCAACCACUUUCUUGGUUUAAGAUUGAAUUUGAUGCUCCAACGGGUAACGACCCAGUAGUUUUAAACCUAAGCACGAUGGGGAAAGGAGAAGCAUGGGUGAACGGACAAAGCAUUGGACGUUACUGGCUUUCCUUUCUCACUUCUAAAGGGCAGCCUUCACAGACAUUGUACCAUAUACCUCGGGCAUUUCUUAACAGUUCAGGGAACCUGCUGGUGUUGCUCGAGGAAUCUGGAGGGGAUCCUCUCCACAUUUCAUUAGACACUGUUUCAAGAACAGGAUUGCAAGAACACGCUUCCCGUUAUCACCCUCCACAGUAAUUCUAUGCUGUGCACAGACUUCUUUUAGAUUAUCUCACAGUUUGAUCUUAUUUCGCUGUUAAUCAUUAUUUAUAAAAUAGUCAUAACUAAUAAUCAUUCCAUUUUUCUUC
Messenger RNA from Populus trichocarpa (black cottonwood), 2548 nucleotides. RefSeq names its product beta-galactosidase 6. The transcript is spliced from 18 exons. Gene Ontology annotation, biological process: carbohydrate metabolic process. The coding region runs from base 291 to 2438 and encodes 715 amino acids. Gene Ontology annotation, cellular component: vacuole; cell wall. NCBI's taxonomy places the organism in Eukaryota, Viridiplantae, Streptophyta, Magnoliopsida, Malpighiales, Salicaceae. The record is from RefSeq and is a predicted model, not a curated record. Gene Ontology annotation, molecular function: beta-galactosidase activity.